CAAGAUGCCAGCUGGGAGGAGCUGAGAGAAAGUAAAGUAUUUAUUUCAGUCCACUUCUGACAGACCUUGCCACUGUGCCUGCAGCCUGGUCAGAGCAGAACCCUUCUCCAAGGAUGGACCCUUCUCACGCUAUAAAAUCCUGUGUGCUGAUCCUUCUUGUGACCCUACUGUGUGCAGAAAGAGCUCAGGGACUGGAGUGUUACCAGUGCUAUGGAGUCCCAAUUGAGACUUCUUGCCCUUCAUUUACCUGCCCCUACCCUGAUGGAUUCUGCGUUGCAAAGGAGGAAGAAUUUAUUGAGAACUCUCACAGAAAGAAAGUAAAGAUCCGUUCUUGCCAUGCUUUCUGCCCUGAUGAAAUUGAAAAGAAGUUCAUCCUGUAUCCUAACACCAAAAUGAAUAUUUCCUGUUGCAAGGAAGACCUCUGCAAUGAAGCAGUUCCCACUGGAGGCAGCUCCUGGACCAUGGCAGGGGUGCUUCUGUUCAGCCUGGGCUCAGUCCUCCUGCAGACCCUGAUGUGAUGGUCACCACAAUUUUCCUUUUAUCCUCAUGUGCAACCACUCUUUCCUGGAGUCCUCUAGUGAUGAAUUAUGUCUUAUAGAAGGUCCAAGGUGGGGGUAGUGUGUGGAACACCCUGUUUUACCUUUGUAGCCCCUGGUGGGUAGGUAGGUGCCCUAUUCCUCUCUAGUGUUUUCAGAUCUGUACUUCCUGGAAUGCCAUUUUGUUGUGGCUUGCUAUUCUUGGUCCUGGAGGCAUGUGGCCAGCACAGGGAAGAGGCAGAAUUCCAAGGUAUUAUGCCAUCACCAUCCACACAUAAGUAUCUGGGGUCCUGCAGGGUUCCCAUGUGUUCCUCUCAAUGUCCCUCUGCUGAGUCCAAUAAACCCUUUGUUCUCCCAGCCAA
Mus caroli (Ryukyu mouse) is the source of this 898-nucleotide messenger RNA. The record is from RefSeq and is a predicted model, not a curated record. Lineage: Eukaryota; Metazoa; Chordata; Mammalia; Rodentia; Muridae.